GUAUGCCAACGUCUCCGAGCAGCAGGCUCGGCAGGCGCUCACGGAGGAGCCGGCGUUCUCCACGAACGAGGCGAAGCGCCGGUUGAGCUACCUGCAGUCCGAGGCCCAGCGCCUCACACGGAUCGCGGAGCCCUCCAACUACAGCGGCUACGGCAACUACAGCAGGUACGGCGACUACGGCGGCUACGGCGGCUACGGAGGCUACGGCGGCUACGGCGGCUACGGCGGCUACGGUGGCGACGCAUGGGCCGAGUACAUGAAGCGGAUUUCUCCGCCAACGGCACGGGCAACCGGUCUUCCGAUUUUUGGAGGGAUUUCGCCAAGUCCAACUUCUCCGGUUUCGGCCAGAACAGCUCCGACUACAUGCGCUCCUACUACGAGCACAUGGCACGGAACUUCAACGGCAGCAAUGUCAGCCAGGACGGUGCCAACGAGUCCUCCGGCCCUUCUGCGGGGGACAAGGCCGACGGCAGCGCGGCGGGGAGCCACGACGAGCUCUAG
Messenger RNA from Prorocentrum cordatum, 501 nucleotides. NCBI's taxonomy places the organism in Eukaryota, Dinophyceae, Prorocentrales, Prorocentraceae. The record is from the annotation of a GenBank genome assembly.